This is a messenger RNA of Homarus americanus (American lobster), 672 nucleotides long. RefSeq names its product basic salivary proline-rich protein 1-like. The transcript is spliced from 3 exons. Lineage: Eukaryota; Metazoa; Arthropoda; Malacostraca; Decapoda; Nephropidae. The record is from RefSeq and is a predicted model, not a curated record. The coding region runs from base 1 to 672 and encodes 223 amino acids.
AUGACAUCUUCGGAGCUUGAAAUUGUGUUCCCUCAUGUUGGUGUGGCUCUGACAUCCCAGGGGCACUCCCAAGGAGAGCGGCGCUCCAAGGGGCCUUGCCAAGGGCAUUGGCGCCCUCAAGAGCCUUCUCAGGUGAAGUGGCGCCCCAAGGACCCUCCCAGGGACGGCAGCGCCCCCAGGGUCCUUGCCAGGGACGGCAGCAACCCCAGGAUUCCUGCCAGAGGUGCUGGCGCCCCCAGGGGCUCUCCUAGGAACAGUGGCACUCAAGGGGCCCCCAAAAGAAUGGCGGCUCUCCCAGGGGCGGUGGUGCCCACAGGGUCCAUGCCAGGGACAGCGGUGCUCCCUGGGGCCUUCCAGGGAUGGUGGCGCUCCAAGGGGGCAGAGGCGGUGGCACCCCCAUGGACUCUCAGGGACGGCAGCGCCCCCAGGAGUUGUGGCACUCCUAGGGGCUCUCCCAUGGACAGCACCGCCCCUAGCACUCCUCGCAGGGUAUGGGAUGGCGGCGCCACCAGGAGCCAUAUCAGGGGCGGCAGUGACCCCAAGGGCUCUCCCAGGGACAGCGGCGCUCCCAGUGGUCCUCCCAGGGACGGUGGCGACCCCAGGGACCCUGCAAAGGGCUAUGGUGCCCUUAGGGAUUCUCCCUUCUUAGAGCACACAUCUCAGUGGCAGUAG